AUGUGGACCCGCACUCUCACCCUGCUCUCCGUCCUCCUGCUGGCUGCUCAGGGGCUCCUGACAGAGGCCCAAAGUGGAGAACAGGAUGACGUGAAUUUGGAGGCGGAGCAGGAUGGGUGGGUUCCUCUGGAGAAGCCCGUGAUAGUGUCCACAAGCCCGCCAACCCAGGUCAUUGUCACUGGCAGCUUUGUGAGCAGAGACCAGGCCAAAUGCAAUGUGACCGUGACCAGGCAGGAGGCAGGAGUCCAUCUGCAGGCCCAUUGUGUUCGACUGCACCACGAGUUCUCCUGUGUCUUUGCGGGCAACCCCACGGCGUGCCUGCACUGCUUGAACAACGACAAGGUCUACUGGAGACAAAUUGGCUGGCGCCUGCGCCAUUUGAACCGCAUCUGUGAGGACUCCAAGGCCAUCUUGAAUACCAGGGUGUGUGGUACCAAGUAUCCAGAAUCCAGUCUCACGCUGCUGAGCCCCACUCUGGCUUCCAAGACGUCUGUGCAGGGACUGAAGCCCACCCCCACGGUGUCAGUCAAGGGGAAGCAGCCAUCCCAGACAGAGCCAUCCAAAGACAUACAUUAAGAGUUCUCCAAGGAGGCAAUGCAGAGCAAAAGGCCCGCCCCCACCACAAGUCAAAACAAGAUGAGCCAUGCCCACCAAUCCAAGAAUGCAUCCCAGAAGACAAGUCAGCAUGAGGGCCAGCAGGAACAGCAGCACCAGACACAGCCAGCCCAGCAGGAGGAUGAGCACUGGUUCCAGCAGAAGUCCCAGUAGAUGACCCGGGAGUGACGGGCCUCCCCCAGCUUGUGCUGCAGCGUCGCCCUCGGCCCCA
This is a messenger RNA of Oryctolagus cuniculus (rabbit), 826 nucleotides long. The record is from RefSeq and is a predicted model, not a curated record. Lineage: Eukaryota; Metazoa; Chordata; Mammalia; Lagomorpha; Leporidae.